AUGGGUGAAUGUCACAAUAACAGCAGCUUCGCCAUGAUGCAAGACCUGCCAGAGAACUGUCCUGACUCUUUCAAUGCCAGCUACGAACUGGACUAUGGAGUUCCACUGGAGGAGAUACCCGACACAACGCAGGGACGUGCGUUUUUUGUGGCCACCAUUGUUAUAGCCAUGGUCCUGGUCUGUAUCAUAUUAGUUUGUGGCAUUGGCAACUGUCUGUUCAUUGCCUCUCUGGCACGCUACAAAAAACUCCGUAACCUCACCAAUCUCCUCAUUGCUAACUUGGCCGUGUCGGAUAUUCUGGUGGCUGUAGUGUGCUGUCCGUUGCUGUUGGAUUACUAUGUGGUCAAGCAGCUGUCAUGGGACCACGGGCUUGUGCUGUGCGCCUCAAUCAACUAUUUACGCACUGUGUCCCUGUAUGUGUCCACCAACGCGCUGCUGGCAAUCGCAGUGGACAGGUACAUGGCCAUCGUCCACCCUAUGAAGCCUCGCAUGAAUUACCAGACAGCCUACAGCCUGAUUCUGGGCGUGUGGAUUGUACCCAUAGUCAUCUCCAUCCCCUCUGCCUACUUUGCCUCCGAGACCACAUACCCGCACAUCUCCAGUCAGAGCCACAAGACCUUCUGCGCCCAGAUCUGGCCUGUGGAACACCAGCUCUACUACCGCUCCUACUUCCUCUUCAUCUUCGCCCUGGAGUUCGCCGGGCCCGUGGCUGUCAUGGCCCUGUGCUACGCCAGGAUCUUGCGGGAGCUGUGGUUCAAGAGCGUGCCUGGCUUCCAGACAGAGCAGAUCCAGAAGCGUCUGCACAGGCGGCGGAGGACGGUGGUGGUGCUGAUUCUGGUGCUGACUGCCUACGUGCUCUGCUGGGCGCCGUACUACGGCUUCACACUGAUGCGGGACUUCCACCCCACCCUGAUCUCCAGGGACAGGAACUCCCUGGUGGCCUUCUACAUUAUCGAGUGCAUCGCCAUGAGCAACGGGGUCAUCAACACACUGUGUUUCGUGAACGUCCGCAACAACGCCAAGUGCAUGCGGACGGUGACCAGGCUGCGCUGGAAGUCUAUCAAAUGUGCAGCAGGAAAGACGGCGGAUGAGCACACCUCGUCUUUACGCGUGACAGAGGAUGUAGAGUGCACAUGCCUGAGAUAG
Molecule: messenger RNA, 1146 nt
Organism: Coregonus clupeaformis (lake whitefish)
Lineage: Eukaryota; Metazoa; Chordata; Actinopteri; Salmoniformes; Salmonidae
Product: prokineticin receptor 2-like
Exons: 2
Coding region: 1-1146 (381 amino acids)
Biological process (GO): neuropeptide signaling pathway
Cellular component (GO): membrane
Molecular function (GO): neuropeptide receptor activity
Source: RefSeq, a predicted model, not a curated record